Messenger RNA from Tympanuchus pallidicinctus (lesser prairie-chicken), 1135 nucleotides. It is a transcript of the gene MAFF, whose product is annotated as MAF bZIP transcription factor F. The coding region runs from base 112 to 561 and encodes 149 amino acids. Gene Ontology annotation, molecular function: DNA-binding transcription factor activity, RNA polymerase II-specific; RNA polymerase II cis-regulatory region sequence-specific DNA binding. Lineage: Eukaryota; Metazoa; Chordata; Aves; Galliformes; Phasianidae. The transcript is spliced from 3 exons. Gene Ontology annotation, cellular component: nucleus. Gene Ontology annotation, biological process: regulation of epidermal cell differentiation; regulation of transcription by RNA polymerase II. The record is from RefSeq and is a predicted model, not a curated record.
AGCUCGGGUCGGAGCGCAGCGAGCCCGCCCGCCCGCCCCGCCGCACCCCUCCUGCGUAGCGCAGCACAGCGCCGCGACACAACGCGGCCUCCGGGCCGGUACGGGGCGACCAUGGCUGCAGAUGGGCUGUCCACCAAGGCACUAAAGGUGAAGCGAGAGCUCGGAGAGAACACACCGCUGCUGUCUGAUGAAGAGUUGAUGGGGCUGUCGGUGCGGGAGCUCAACCACCACCUGCGAGGCCUUUCCAAGGAGGAGGUGGCCAGGCUGAAGCAGCGACGACGGACGCUGAAGAACAGGGGCUACGCUGCCAGCUGCAGGGUGAAGCGUGUCUGCCAGAAGGAAGAGCUGCAGAAGCAGAAGAUGGAGCUGGAAUGGGAGGUGGACAAGCUUGCCCGGGAGAAUGCUGCCAUGCGCCUGGAGCUUGACACUCUCCGUGGCAAGUAUGAGGCCCUGCAGGGCUUUGCCCGCACUGUGGCUGCCCAUGGGCCACCUGCCAAAGUGGCCACUGCCAGCGUCAUCACCAUCGUCAAGUCCGGUGCCAACCAGGCUGCCUACUCCUAGUGCUGGCCCCGUCCCUCGGCUGGGCACUGUCCCCCCCAGGGCGUCUUCCCCUACAUACUUGAGGCUCUCCUUUGCUGGGAGCUGCACCCCAAAUCCUUCCCUCUGGUCCCCAGACCUCCGCUUGUAGGCAGGACUGCCACCAUGUGUGUGCCGGGUGGGACAGCACCUUAUUGGAGAUCCCUUGGGGGAAGCCCAAAGCCCGGCACUGCCCUGUGGUCCCAUCCCUUGCUGCAUCAGUGGGUGCGUGCAGGAGGGGAUGAGUCCAUGUGAAUGGAUGGAGGCAGGGAAACACCCCCACAGCUCCAAGCUGGCAGGAAAACACAGUGCACCCCAUUUUUUGGGAGAGCUGAGUGCAGGGCAGGCGCUCUCAGGAGCAUGUGCCAGAGAGGGAAAGGGGGAGAGGGUUUUGCAGAAAGAUGAGGAUGAAUGGGGUCAGCAUUGGGCCCAGGGAGAAAAGGUGGAGAUGGCAAGAGAACGUGCAGGUUGGAGGGGAACAGAAAGUGGCUGCAGGUCGGGGUGAGUGGGAUGGCAUAGCACUGUGACAGCAAUGGAGGGUAGGAGCCAUCUGGGGCAG